AUGUCCAUACUCAUCACCGGAGCCAGCGGCUACGUUGGACAAGAACUCGCCGCAGCCCUCCUCACCACCCUCCCAUCAUCGACAGUAACACUCACGGACGUUGUUCUCCCCACGAUCCCCAAGAGCGCAGCCCAGCAUGCCUCCCGCGCACAAUGCAUCGAAGCAGACCUCACGAACCCAAGUGUAGUCGACAGCCUCAUCACCUCCACCAACCGCUACGACACCAUCUACCUCCUCCACGGUAUCAUGUCCAGCGGGUCCGAAGCGAACUUCGACCUAGGCAUGCGCGUCAACCUCGACGCAACCCGCUACAUCCUCGACCGCCUCCGCACCGUCACUCCCGGCGUCAAAGUCGUCUUCACCUCGAGUCUAGCAGUAUACGGCCUUGCACCACCAGGCUACAUCAUCAAUGAGAGUAACUUCCCCGCCGUGCCGUCCUCGUCGUACGGAUCUCAGAAACUCAUCAUUGAGACACUGCUGAAUGAUUACUCCCGUCGCGGGUUCCUGGAUGGUCGUGCCGUCCGUCUGCCCACUGUUACUGUGAGGGCGGGAAAGCCGACACAGGCGGCGAGUAGCUUCGCGAGUGAUAUUAUUCGGGAGCCGUUUAAUGGUCGGCCUGCGGUGUUGCCGGUUGCUAAGGAGACGGAGAUGUGGAUUUGUUCGCCGGCGACGGUGGUGAGGAAUUUGGUCAAGGCGAGGGAGAUCCCGGCGGAGAAGUUUGGGGAUUCGAGAUCGGUCAACUUGCCUGGGUUGAAGGUUAGUAUUGCGGAGAUGUUGGAGGCGUUGGAGAGUAUUGGUGGGAAGGAGAGGAGCGAGUUGGUGGAGGAAAGGUAUGAUGCGGAUAUUGAUCGGAUUGUGCAGACGUGGACGCCCAAUUUUGAUACCAAGAGGGCGUUGGAGUUGGGGUUUGUGGGGGACGUGUCAAUGAGGGAGAAUGUGGAGAUGUAUGCGAAGAGUUUGGGGAGUGAAUAG
Messenger RNA from Aspergillus luchuensis, 972 nucleotides. RefSeq names its product SDR family oxidoreductase. The transcript has a single exon. NCBI's taxonomy places the organism in Eukaryota, Fungi, Ascomycota, Eurotiomycetes, Eurotiales, Aspergillaceae. The coding region runs from base 1 to 972 and encodes 323 amino acids. The record is from RefSeq and is a predicted model, not a curated record.